This is a messenger RNA of Ascochyta rabiei, 960 nucleotides long. Its product is annotated as Lytic cellulose monooxygenase (C1-hydroxylating). The record is from RefSeq and is a predicted model, not a curated record. Lineage: Eukaryota; Fungi; Ascomycota; Dothideomycetes; Pleosporales; Didymellaceae. The coding region runs from base 1 to 960 and encodes 319 amino acids. The transcript has 2 exons.
AUGUUUUCCAAGGCCAUCAUUGCAACCGCUCUCAUCUCCGCCGUUACGGCUCACCAGAACUUCCACCAAUUCUGGGUCAACGAUGAGACACCCGGCUACCAGGUCGGCAUCCGGAUGCCACCUUCCAACAGCCCCGUCACAGACGUAAAGUCGGACGACAUGGCCUGCAACGUCGGUGGCAGCAAGGUGCCUUCUGGCGUUGAGACCGUCGCGGCCGCCGAGGGCGACUCCAUCAAGGUCCAGUGGGACCAAUCCGGCCACCUCGGUCCUAUCACCCACUUCCUCUACGGACCCGUCGACGAUGCGUCCCAGGCUACUGGCAUUGGCGCCGGCUGGUUCAAGAUUGAUGAGCUUGACCAGGUCGAUGGCAAGUGGGCCAACGAAAUCAUGGGGGCGGCCAACAUGACGCACGAGUUCAAGCUGCCCACUGGCCUUGCCAGCGGAGAGUACCUCCUCCGUUCUGAGAUGCUUGCUCUCCACGGUGCUCAGACCGUUGGUGGUGCUCAGUUCUACAUCGGUUGCGCUCAGCUCAAGAUUACCGGAACUGGCAGCAAGGGCGCCUGCGGUCCCACUAUCUCGCUCCCUGGCGCUUACAAGGCUGAGGAUGACAACAUCUACAUCCCCAAUGUGUACAACGGCUUCGACGCCACGAAGUACACUGCUCCCGGUGGCCCUGUCGCCUCCUGCGGUGCUGGCUCCGGCGGCUCUGCCCCCAUCGCCUCGUCCCCAUCCAACGGCACUGCCCCCGCUACUCCUACUGCCCCUGCUUCCGCCGCCCUCUCCUCUGCUGCUGCCACCUCAGUUGCCGCUGAGACUCCUGCUGUCUCGUCUGCUGCCGCUACAUCUACCGCUGCCUCGACACCUGCUGCCUCUGCUACCGCCCCGGCGUCUGGCAGUGCUCUCCCCGAGGAGUUCACCCUCGAGACCUUUAUUGCUUGGCUCAAGGAGCAGGCUGCUUAG